GAAGAGAUUUUUAGUGUGUGAGCGACGAUUGGGACCGGGUUUAGGGCGAGAGGAAGCGCCUUUGUCUAGGAAUUUCAUGUCGAAAAAGGAAGAGCAUUGCAAUGGAGGCGCAGCCCGAGUCCCUGACGCGAUUGCUCCAGUUUUCGGUGCUUCCAAUCGCCAAAGUUCUGGUCAUGUGUGCGCUGGGAUUGCUCAUGGCCUCCUCCUACAUCAACAUCCUCAACGCCACAUCGCGUAAGCAGCUGAGCAAGCUCGUCUUCCAAGUGUUCUUGCCGUGUCUCAUCUUCACACAACUCGGAACAGCAGUGACCCUAGAGAAGCUGCUGGAAUGGUGGUUCAUCCCAGUCAACGUACUUAUCUCCUCCACACUGGGCUGUUUGCUCGGCCUGCUCGUGGCGCUGCUCAUCAAGCCACCGCCGCGCUUCUUCAAGUUCACCAUCGUCAUGAUCGGCAUUGGAAACAUUGGAAACAUACCUUUGGUUCUCGUUGGAGCGAUUUGCCGGGACAAGAACAACCCCUUCAACGAUCCAGACACUUGCAACACUGACGGCGUUGCGUAUAUAUCCUAUGGACAGUGGGUGGGGGCAGUGAUCGUCUACACGUUCGUGUACAGGAUGCUAGCACCUCCUGCUUCUGAAGAGGAAGAAGCCUCCAAGUCGCGAGAGCCUCUCCUUGUUGAUCACAGCAGUAGCGACGCAAGCGAAAGCGACAAUGUUGUUCCAUCCACGAACAGCAAAUGCCGGAAAGUGUCGCAGGCCGUGGCCCGAAUCAAGCUGUGGCUACAGAGCGCGAGAAUUGGAGACAUACUUCAGCCACCGGUUGCAGCAUCUCUUCUGGCACUGGUGUUUGGAGCAACGCCAUUCCUCAAGAUGCUCUUCCUGGAAGACGAUGCGGUGUUCUACUUCCUCUCCGACAGCCUCAACAUCCUCGGUGGAGCCAUGAUCCCAUGCAUCAUGCUCGUCCUCGGAGGGAAUCUCGUCAAAGGACCUGGAGCGUCCGAGCUGGGACUCAAGACGACGGUGGCCAUCACGGUGGUGAGGCUGGUGCUGGUGCCUCCAAUGGGCAUUGCCGUGGUUUCACUCGCCGAGAAGCUCAACUUGCUACCACCCAACAACAAGAUGUUCCGCUUCGUGCUGCUGCUCCAGCACUCGAUGCCAACCUCCAUUCUCGCAGGAGCGGUGGCCAGCCUCCAAGGUUACGCCGAGCAAGAAGCCUCCGCGAUACUGUUUUGGGAGCACAUAGCGUCCGUGGUCACCAUGACCGGAUGGUUGGGUGUCCACGUAAACUACCUCUCGUAACUUCUAUUAUCUUAAUAUUCAAAGCUGGGCGAAUAUGCCCCUCGUCCGUCCCAUUCA
Selaginella moellendorffii is the source of this 1355-nucleotide messenger RNA. RefSeq names its product protein PIN-LIKES 6. Gene Ontology annotation, cellular component: membrane. The record is from RefSeq and is a predicted model, not a curated record. Bases 102 to 1298 code for a protein of 398 amino acids. NCBI's taxonomy places the organism in Eukaryota, Viridiplantae, Streptophyta, Lycopodiopsida, Selaginellales, Selaginellaceae. Gene Ontology annotation, biological process: endoplasmic reticulum to cytosol auxin transport. The transcript is spliced from 10 exons.